Messenger RNA from Pyrus x bretschneideri (Chinese white pear), 2097 nucleotides. Its product is annotated as serine/threonine-protein kinase MHK. Gene Ontology annotation, cellular component: nucleus; cytoplasm. The coding region runs from base 598 to 1902 and encodes 434 amino acids. Gene Ontology annotation, molecular function: protein serine/threonine kinase activity; ATP binding. The record is from RefSeq and is a predicted model, not a curated record. Gene Ontology annotation, biological process: protein phosphorylation; intracellular signal transduction. NCBI's taxonomy places the organism in Eukaryota, Viridiplantae, Streptophyta, Magnoliopsida, Rosales, Rosaceae. The transcript is spliced from 18 exons.
UAAUAAUAUUUCGAUUUUUAAUAAAAAAUUUUGCUUGGUUUCUUCUUCCUUUGCUUCUUAUGCGGAAUCCUUCUCCCUCACAAGGCUUCACCAGCAAUCCAAUUUUUCUCUCUUUCACAAGUUUCCUCUCCUCUCAAACGAAAAUUUUGUCUACGAAAUUUCCUCUCUUAAUUUUCCCAGGAAAACUGUUUGUGCAUUGUUGAUCUGUUUAUCCUUCUCGCCUAAUUGUUUCUCUGGUUGUCUCAAUUUAUUAGCAUCAAUUGUAAAUUUCUCAAUUGCCCCAGUUUUUUAUAUGAGGCUAUAAGUUAGUAGGUGUAAAGAAAAUGGAUUAACGCUCUUCGGCUGAGUUUAAUGCUUGGUCCCUGGAGUUCAAGUGGAGGGUUGCAAAAUGUUUAUAAACUUCUUCCCGAUUGUGAAACGCUCCUACAAUGACAAGUGGAUGCUUAAGGAAGCCAAAUGCUUGAUGCUAGACUUAAGCCCUAUACAAUGCCUACAAACCAGUGACCAAAACUGUGUUGUCAGUGAAGGCACCUCUUUUUGGAGGUUGUUUAAAUUCCACUGAACGAUUGUUUGACUGUAUACUGUUCACAUUUGAAAAUGGAAAGAUAUAAAAUUUUGGAAGAGCUUGGUGAUGGCACUUGUGGUUGUGUAUAUAAGGCUCGUGAUUGGAGAACAAAUGAGAUUGUUGCUGUCAAGAAGAUGAAGAGGAAGUUCUUUUUCUGGGAGGAAUACUGGAGGUUACGAGAGAUUAAGGUCCUUCGUAAAUUGUAUCAUCCAAAUAUCAUAAAGUUAAAGGAGGUUGUCCGGGAAAAUAAUGAGGUGUUCCUCAUUUUUGAAUACAUGAACUAUAAUUUGUACCAAAUAAUGAAAGAACAAGGAAGACCCUUUUUGGAGGAUGAGAUUCGUAGCUUUAUGUCUCAACUGCUGCAUGGACUUAGUCACCUACAUAAAAGUGGAUAUUUUCACCGAGAUCUAAAGCCGGAGAAUUUGUUGGUGACAAACGACGUUCUUAAAAUUGCCGAUUUUGGUUUGGCUCGAGAAGUAUCAUCAAUGCCUCCUUACACUGAAUAUGUUUCCACACGCUGGUAUCGAGCACCAGAAGUCUUGCUGCAGUCCAAAUUAUACACUCCUGCAGUUGACAUGUGGGCAACUGGUGCAAUCCUAGCUGAGCUUUUCACUUUAUCCCCAAUUUUCCCUGGUGAAAGUGAGAUAGACCAAUUCUUCAAGAUCUGCUGUGUGCUUGGUACUCCAGACUUGACUGUCUUUCCUGAAGGGACAAAUGCCUCUCGAUUAUAUAGCUUUAUCAAUUCUGAGAAGAUCUUGCCUGCAAACCUCUCCGAUAUCAUUCCAAAUGCAAGCCCAGAAGCUGUUGAUUUGAUCUCGCAACUAUGUUCAUGGGAUCCAUCAAGGAGGCCAACUGCAGAUGAAUCAUUACAACAUCCUUUUUUCCAGGUGGGCUGGAUUCCUCAUUCACUCCCUGAUUCACUUGACCUGAAGCUGAGUAACAUGGGGGCAAAGCCAACACUUGAGUUGAAACUAUCCGAUUUUGGUGCUGAACCUGAGGACUGCUUUCUUGGCUUGACGUUAGCUGUGAAGCCCAGUGUUCCAGACUUCGAUGUGGGCCAUGAUGCACCUCAUCAUAUGAAAGAGGAUGCAUUAUUUUGUUCUGGUUUGGAAGAUCAUUCUGGACGAUCUGUUUUUUGGUCUCUUAUGCCCCCGGAUCAAGGUGGAAUUUGUGCCCCAGUAGAGCCUUCCUUUUCUUUAUCAUUCAGUUCAAUUCAACAUCCAACAGUCAGAGUUCCACAAUCGGCUGGUUACUCCAUCCCAUCCUUGCAGCCAAACAACUUAGAUGGUCGAUUUUUGACCGUGUCCCCUCCCUUCCCACAAAGCCAUUGCCUCUAAGUGAGAUGAUACACUUCUAUUGGAACGAAUGACGUGGGCUGUAAUUUAUUACACAUGAUAAUAUAGUUUUAUUGAGAUCUGUCAUAGUCUGUCAUUGUACUAUGAACAUGUUGAGUGUAUUCAGAAUUUUCUUACUCUCAUUCUUCAAUAUUGUAAAGCCAAUCUUCAAUAUAUUUUCCAAGCACUUGCAUUCUC